Solanum verrucosum is the source of this 1499-nucleotide messenger RNA. Its product is annotated as serine carboxypeptidase-like 17. The transcript is spliced from 14 exons. Lineage: Eukaryota; Viridiplantae; Streptophyta; Magnoliopsida; Solanales; Solanaceae. Gene Ontology annotation, biological process: secondary metabolic process; proteolysis. Gene Ontology annotation, molecular function: acyltransferase activity, transferring groups other than amino-acyl groups; serine-type carboxypeptidase activity. Bases 1 to 1371 code for a protein of 456 amino acids. The record is from RefSeq and is a predicted model, not a curated record.
AUGGUGCUACCUGUCGUUGUGUUUGUACUAAUGCUACUCUUAACUGAUGUAGUCUCAACGCACUUCAUCGUUGAGACUCUUCCUGGAUUUGAUGGACAACUUCCAUUUAAACUUGAAACAGGUUAUAUUGGUGUUGGAGAAGAGGAAAAAUUGCAGUUAUUUUACUUUUUUGUAGAAUCUGAGAGGGACCCACAAAAUGAUCCUCUCAUGAUUUGGCUCACUGGAGGUCCUGGUUGCUCUGGUCUAUCUACCUUUCUAUAUGAAUUUGGCCCUUUAACCUUUGAUUAUGCAAAUUCUAGUGGAAAUUUCCCUAAAUUGGAGUUGAACUUACAUUCUUGGACCAAGGUGGCAAACAUAAUAUUUAUAGACCAACCUGUUGGCACUGGAUACUCAUAUGCAAAGACUUCAGAAGCUUAUAACUCCAAUGAUACCCUCUCAGCAACUCUAACUUAUGACUUCCUUAGAAAGUGGCUUAUGGAUCAUCCCGAGUAUCUCAAGAAUCCACUAUAUGUUGGUGGUGAAUCGUAUGCAGGCAUUUAUAUUCCAUUGGUUACUCGCAAAAUAUAUGAUGGUGUUGAAGUUGGUGAUGAGCCUCAAAUGAAUAUCAAAGGAUAUAUACAAGGCAAUGCUCUAACAGAUACAUACAUUGCCGUGAAUAGUAGAGUCAAAUAUGCUUAUCAUAUGGGACUUAUUUCAGAUAAGAUCUACCAGUCCGCUAAAGCAAAUUGCAAUGGGAAUUACGUUGACAUUGAUCCGAAUAACAUAUUAUGUCUAAAUAAUCUUCAGAAAGUAAAAAAGUGUCUCAACAACAUUCGAAGCCAUCAUAUUUUAGAAAAUUGGUGUGAUCUUUCAUUUUUAAGGAGCAAUGUCCACUCAGGACCAUGGUGUCGAGAAAAUAAUUACAUAUACUCAAAGAUUUGGGCAAACGAUAAAGCUGUCCAGAAAGCACUAAACGUCCGUGAGGGAACAAUAUUGGAGUGGUUGCGAUGCAAUAACAGCAUGAGAUACAGCGCUCGUGAAAGUAUGAAUAGAUCUGGGUCAUAUGUGUUUGAUAUCCAAACUUCAAUUGAUGAUCAUCGUCAUCUCAUUAGCAAAUCCUGUCGAGCUCUAAUUUAUAGUGGUGACCAUGACAUGACUAUUUCUCAUGUGAGCACUGAAGAAUGGAUAGACACUUUGAAAUUGCCAAUUGUAGAUGAUUGGGAGCCUUGGUUUGUUGAAGAUCAAGUUGCAGGAUACAAGGUGAAGUAUCUACAAAAUGAUUAUGAGUUGACAUAUGCAACUGUUAAGGGUGCGGGUCAUACAGCUCCUGAAUACAAGCCUCGACAAUGCUUGCCUAUGGUUGAUAGGUGGUUUUCUGGUGACCCUCUUUAAUUUCAACUUUUCAAGACGUAAAUGUAAUCAUUUGUUUCUUUCCAUCGACAUAAGUAAGCGUGUGUGUUCUGUAAUCUUGACAUGUAAAAUAAGUAUGUAUGAAUUGAGGUUGACGUUUUUUAUAUUUG